Messenger RNA from Betta splendens (Siamese fighting fish), 1902 nucleotides. RefSeq lists its product as uncharacterized. Bases 148 to 1224 code for a protein of 358 amino acids. The record is from RefSeq and is a predicted model, not a curated record. NCBI's taxonomy places the organism in Eukaryota, Metazoa, Chordata, Actinopteri, Anabantiformes, Osphronemidae. The transcript is spliced from 6 exons.
CUGACUGUUGAUUUUAGAGCUUCUGCUAUUCAAAGCAGCUGCUGCAUGUCCUGAGCUCGCAGCAGUGGGGCGUCGAUUCGAUGCUGCAGGCUCAUUGAGCAGCUCCAGCGUUGUCUCUGUCGUCAGCUGUGCAUCAGAAAGGCGGCGAUGGAGACGAGGAGCAGCCUCCCGGAACUUUUCCUGCUGCUGCUCGUCAGCACCUCUGCCUCUGGACUCGGAUCCGUGUUAGUCAGACGGAGGUUCGAGAUCCCGGGUUACAGCUCUUGGACGACUUCUCAGACCUUCUGCAGGAGUUCUUCUUGGUACAAGGACCUGGUCACCCUUCACACGCGGUCCGAUGAAGACUCACUGAACCUACAGCCGUUUUAUGUCUGGGUCGGGCUGCAGAAGGGCCUCCUGAACAAUUGGACCUGGAUUAAUGGUCAGGCGCUGAACACCAGCCGCCUGCCCAUCGGGAACACGCUGCUCGGGGACAGUUGUGCUUACUACAGUUACAUGGACAAUAAGUUCUACGUCGGCAUUUGUGACAGCUUUUACUUCUUCUUAUGCUCCAAGCUCAACGCCAGCAACGUUUACGAAUACACCUUCAUAAACCAGUCGAAGACGUGGUCCGAUGCUCGGCUGUACUGUCAGAACGGCCUCGGGGAUCUGGGCGUCUCCGAGGACGACCUGCAGCUGAAAAAAGCUGUGUACCAGCAGGACUACCCGGCGUGGAUCGGCCUCUACAGAGACGGGGCAACGUGGUCGUGGAGCGCUGGUCUGUCCGAAUACAGGAACUGGGCCCCGAAUGAGCCGGGGAACAAUGGGGACUGCGUCGCCAUCUCCUCUGUGAGCAAAACCAUGACGACCCAAAACUGCUCGGCCCGUUAUCCCUUCAUCUGCUUCGUGGACAACCUGCUGCUGGUGAAGGAGAACCGGACCUGGGAGGAGGCGCUGGAAUACUGCAAAGAACUCAACGCACAGCUGGUCAGCGUGCAGCCUGAAGACUACACCUACAUAAGUGACAGAGCGAUGGAGGCCGACACAGACGAGGUGUGGACGGGCCUCCGCUUCCUGGCUGGUAGCUGGUUCUGGACCAACGGCGCCAGUCUGCAGCUCCCGGAGCUGCCCCUCUGUCCCCUCGGCGAGCAGCACUGUGGAGCCUUCUCCAGGGAGAACGGCAACAGUUUGGCAACCAGCGACUGCUCAGCCACAAAGAACUUCCUGUGUUACAGCUCAUGGUAGAGACAGAGAACAAGGAACGUACGUAAGCAGUCCCACAUCUGCACAAGCCUACCUCCAGGUCCCCUACACCCUCCAGCACCAUCCGUCCUUCUGAGCCACAUCCUCGUCAACCUCUCCGAGGCCUGAACCGUCUUUCUUGGUUCUCAUUAAAAUCCUCAUGUUCUGUGACGUGUCUUGUCUCUGUUGGAAUCUAUAAGGAAAUGUUUGUUGUGACUGGAUUUUCACUGUGUGUAAUGAAGCUGGCAGCUCAUCUGAGUGAGAGGGUGUGGCAGAUGUUGGGGUCAUUGUAGAGUUUAGACACAGAAUGUAUCUGGUCCCUGGAUGUAACUAGCUUUGAAAAGUCCUGAGAGGGUCGAUAAAUAUACUAAGCCCACAUUAAAGACAACUGAAAAAGAUGAACUCUUAUCGGAGGAUAAACAACAAACAAGACCUUUGUGAUGUGUUUAAUCCAUCUGAUUGUUGGCACCAUCACCAUCAUUAUAGACCGGGUGAGUUCUAACUAACCUGUGAAGAUCAGACAGUGUCAUUUGGUCCAUCACCUCGUCCUGUGUGGCAGCAGACAAACUCACUGGUUUGGUCAGUACAGGUGGAGAAAACUGUCAAAUGGGGCAGAUCAUACAUAUGUAUAUCUAUAAUGUAUCAUAUUAACUGGUCUAAUUAAUAAUUAUGCUGAGUCAC